CUACACAUCUCACGAUUUUCCAGCAAAGCACAACAACCCCUUCCCCCCAUAUACCCCUCUCUUUCUUCCUCAUUUCCCCUUAAACACCAUAAAAUGUCGUCACCAGCCCAGCGUCGCUCCCAGCGAAGCACCGCCUCCGCAACCCCCCGCGGAAGCGCCCGCACAACAGCAAGAAAUUCACAAAUCCCUUCUAGCAGUCCUGCCCCCGGUGGGCCGGACGAGCAGCUCUUUUCCGAGGCGUCGCAGGCCGAGCAGAGGAGCUCGCAGGCUACGCCGAGCAAUAGUCGACUUCAAGCUGCUGGCGCUCCGACACAGUCGCCGCUGUUCUUCUCGCCGGCGAAUGCGUCGGGUUCAGGAGGCGGGAAUGGAGUGGGCACGGAUGGGAAUAGGACGCCUAGGGCGAGUGGGUUGGGCAUGGGAGAAUCCUCCCCCAUCCGCUACGAAUCCAGUUCCCCCGGCCGCGCAGCUCGCACCCCGACCAACAACAUCCCCGGCAGCAGCAGCAGCGCGCUCUUUGUGCGCGGCCCCAGCGACAUCGCGGCCCGCAACCGCCGCAGCGACAUCCACUCGGACGUCUUCACCCCGAGCACCGCAACCCGGCGCCGGAGACUCUUCGUCGACGAGAACGGCGUGGCUGUCCACGAUGCCUCGGACGCGGCCACGUUUUCGAACCUCAAUCCCGAUACUUCGGAUGCGGAUGCCCUGGGCGGGAAUUCCUCGACGGUGAUUUGGGGCACGAAUGUCGCGCUGGCGGAUACGUUGAGCGCCAUGAAGGAUUUCCUGUUGAAUUUUCAGAGAAAGUAUCGUAUGAUUCAAGACGGGGAGCUGGAUGAGGGAUUGAAUCUUCCGCCGGGGCAUCCCGGGCUGGCGAGGGAGUAUGUGGAUAUGAUGAAGACAAUGCUGGAACUCGGCGUCACGCCCUUGAACGUGGACGCGAGGAAUUUGAAGGCCUACCCGGGGACAAGGAAACUAUGGCAUCAGCUGCAGGCAUUUCCGAGCGAGAUCAUUCCGCUCAUGGAUGUGGCCAUUAAAGAUGUCAUGAUUGAGUUGGCGGAGAAGCGCAUGGCGGAACUGAGGUUGCAGCAUUCGCAGGCUCAGCGUGGUGCGCAGGGGAGGGAUAGCUCGUUGCCUCCGGCUCUGAGUUCGGACGCUCCUACGCCUGGGGCACCGAGUCCUGCUGCUGUGCCCGACUUCCCGGAUUUGGUAAAAGAGGUGGAUCAGAAGACGUAUAGGGUCAGGCCGUUUGGGCUGGAUAAGACUGUCAAUCUGCGGGAUCUGAAUCCGGGGGAUAUGGAUAAGUUGGUGAGCAUCAAGGGCUUGGUUAUCAGGACGACGCCUAUUAUUCCGGAUAUGAAAGAUGCCUUCUUCAAGUGCUCAGUCUGCAACCACACCGUCAAAGUCGACAUCGACCGCGGCAAGAUCACCGAACCCGUCCGCUGCCCCCGUGCCGUCUGCGAAUCCGCCAAUUCCAUGCAAAUCGUGCACAACCGCUCUGGUUUCGCGGACAAGCAAGUCAUCAAGCUACAGGAGACUCCGGACAGCAUCCCUGACGGCCAAACUCCGCACUCCGUUUCCAUCUGCGCCUACGACGAAUUGGUCGAUGUCUGCAAAGCCGGCGACCGUGUCGAAAUCACCGGAAUCUUCAAAUGCAACCAAGUCCGCGUCAACCCGCGCCAACGCACCGUCAAGAACAUCUUCAAAACCUACGUCGAUGCCCUGCACAUCCAGAAGGUCGACAAGAAGCGCAUGGGCAUCGACCCCUCCACCAUCGAGGAAGAACUUGCCGCCCACGCCGCCGGCGACAUUGAAGAAACCCGCAAAGUCAGCGAGGAGGAGGAGGCCAAGAUCAAGGCCACGGCCGCGCGGCCGGAUCUCUACGACUUGCUGUCUCGUUCCCUGGCGCCGAGUAUCUACGAAAUGGACGACGUGAAGAAGGGAAUCCUCCUCCAACUCUUCGGCGGCACCAACAAGACGUUUGAAAAGGGCGGAUCCCCCCGCUACAGAGGCGACAUCAAUGUGCUCCUCUGCGGUGACCCAUCGACGUCCAAGUCGCAGCUCCUGCAAUAUGUCCACCGCAUCGCUCCGCGCGGCGUCUACACGUCUGGCAAGGGCUCCUCAGCAGUCGGUCUCACAGCCUACGUAACGCGCGACCCGGAAACCCGCCAACUGGUGCUCGAAUCUGGCGCCCUCGUCCUCUCCGACGGCGGCGUCUGCUGCAUAGACGAAUUCGACAAGAUGAGCGAAGCGACGCGCUCGGUGCUGCACGAAGUCAUGGAACAGCAGACCGUCUCCAUUGCCAAAGCGGGCAUCAUCACGACGCUCAACGCGCGCACCUCGAUCCUCGCCUCGGCCAACCCCAUUGGCAGCAAGUACAACCCGGACCUGAGCGUGCCGCAGAACAUCGACCUGCCCCCGACGCUCCUCAGCCGCUUCGACCUCGUCUACCUGGUCCUGGACCGCGUCGACGAAAUGAACGACCGACGCCUCGCGCGCCACCUCGUGGGCAUGUACCUCGAGGACACGCCCGCCAACGCCUCGCGCAGCGAGGUCCUCCCCAUCGAGUUCCUCACGUCGUACAUAUCGUACACGCGCGCCAACGUGCACCCCAAGAUUGGCGACGAGGCGCAAAAGGCGCUCGUCGACGCGUACGUGGCCAUGCGCGCCCUCGGCGCCAGCGUGCGCGACCAGGAGCGCCGCAUCACGGCCACGACGCGGCAGCUCGAAUCCAUGAUCCGCCUGUCCGAGGCGCACGCUAAGAUGCGGCUCAGCGGGACGGUGACGCGCGAGGACGUCGACGAGGCGGUGCGGCUGAUCAAGGCGGCGUUGAAGCAGGCGGCGACGGAUCCGCGGACGGGCAGGAUUGAUAUGGGGCUUUUGACGGAGGGGAUGAGUGGCGGGGAGAGGAGGAGGAGGGAGGAUUUGAAGAGGGGGGUGCUGGAGAUUUUGGAUGAGUUGGCGGCGCAGGGGAGUGGGGGGGUUAGGAUGGGGGAGAUUGUGAGGAGGCUGAGGGAGGGUGCUGGUGGGGUCGAGGUGGAGCAGGGGGAUGUGGUUGAGGCGGUUAGGUUGGCUGAGGUCGAGGGGUCGGUGGUGGUUAGUGGUGAGGGGGGGAGGAGGGUCGUUAGGAGGGUGGUGGGU
Westerdykella ornata is the source of this 3135-nucleotide messenger RNA. Its product is annotated as MCM-domain-containing protein. Gene Ontology annotation, biological process: DNA strand elongation involved in DNA replication; double-strand break repair via break-induced replication; DNA replication. The record is from RefSeq and is a predicted model, not a curated record. Gene Ontology annotation, cellular component: MCM complex; nucleus. The annotation marks the transcript as partial. The transcript has 3 exons. Lineage: Eukaryota; Fungi; Ascomycota; Dothideomycetes; Pleosporales; Sporormiaceae. Gene Ontology annotation, molecular function: single-stranded DNA binding; ATP binding; single-stranded DNA helicase activity.